UUCUCGGUCUAUGGUCGACAAGGUUAUAAGUCGGAUGAGUGAUCUGCACUCACGAGUCUGAGCCCAGAAAGGAGUGAGGCAGGGAGGGAUGGGAGUUUAUUAAAAGGGCAGUUGCCUCCCUCUCAUCUGCGCAUGAUUCAUCCAUGCCCCUUCUCAAACCGCUCUUUCUUCUUUCUUCCUCGCAAGAAAGAAACUACAGAAAAGAAAAAGAACAACAAUACCAACCUUUUCCAUAGAUCAUGAACUCGCUCUGCUUUCUUUAUUCGAUCUUUCUGUCUGCAUCUGAAACUGCUGCCAGUACGUACGUAGUAUAAUAUUAUUAUUAUUAUUAUUAUUAUUAAGAACUGUGAACAGGCUGUGAUGAUAUGGACUUCCGUGUUUCUCUUCCUUUCUGGGCUACUAAUUUUGAGGCAUCUGGAAGACCCGAUCCGUAUCUUGGCGGGGCAACCCGGAAAAGGACCCGGUUGUUGCAGCCAUGGCAGUCUCGGCUAUCCAUUUCCCUCGGGAGAAACAGAUCUGAGCCUCUCAAGGGAGUUUUCUGUAAAUUCCAUAAAAAUUUGAUAUUUUUUUUUUAUGCAAUAAUAAAAGUUUUACUCUUAGGUGUAUCCUUUGAUUUUUAUGUGUAUAAGGAGUAUUUAAUUUUCGUUUAUCAGUAGAUUUCCUCGUUUAUCAGUAAAUCUAAGUACUAUCCUACCAAAUUCCUUUUGAAAUUUAAGUGCAACUAUUUUUGUUCAUUUUAGCGUAAGACGUAUUAGGAUGUUUUUACUUUGGACUGAAAUUCUGGUUUGCUUUAGGCUCUGUUUAAGUCUUGUCUUAUUCGGAACUGAAAACAGUCCAAACAAAAACAUCCUUGGAGUGAAAUCUUGAUGAAAUCUGACAUUUACCACCAUUAUAGCAAUAUAUCACUUAUACCAAUAUCAAUUAUUUAAAAAUUUAGCCGACAAAACAUGUAGCUUCAUAUUUGUUAUUUUUAAUAGUAGUUUUUAAAGUAAAAACAACCGACAAGAAGUUAUAACUCCAUUGCUGAAAGCUAUAUUUUUGUUGCUUUAUAGUACACAAUUGAGAAAUGAAUAUUGAACUCUCACACUUUUUUCUAUGUAUGUUUUGAAUCAACUGAUGAAGUGAUCUAUUGAGUGAAAUAAGAGUCAAUCUGGAGUGUGCGUUUAUUUUGAUAACUGUUUACUCCCUCUGCCCCCUAUUUUUGUCCCAUUUUACCUUUUUCGUUCAUCCUACUAAAUUUGUUCCAUUCCAUAUUUGGUAAUAUAUGAGUAGUUACCAGAAACAUAAAUGUGCAUAUUUUUACAUCUUUCCAAUAUGUCAUGGGAAUGACCAUUCUCACGAUAGAUUAACUAUACACACACACACACACACAAGUAUACACUAUACAACAUCCAAGCCUUAUUUCCUAAAGAGUUUGGGGUCGGUUGACAUGAAUCGAUGCAUGAUAUCGGAGUUAAAACAAUAUAUAGAGAAAGAUGGAGAGCAGUGUAAGAUCAAUCCAUAUACACGUACUCAAACAAUGAGCAUCACAGUAUAUUCAUCCUUCUGUCCUAAUUUUUCUGGGGUGGACUGGAGGAUAGGGAUUGCAUAACUGGGUGAUGAUGAUAUUUAGCCCUUCCUUUUCAUUCUCGGCAUUGAUGUGAUCUGACCCGUAUCUUGGCGGGGCAACACUCAUGGUUCAUGAGUCUCAUCACCCUCAUGAGCACCAGAUGUUUGCAGCCAUGGCGGAAUCUUAAAUUUGCCUGCCUGAUAACUGUUGGCUUUUCUGAACCUUUGUUUGGGUAAUUGAAACUGCUUUGAUUUUCUCCCUGAAAAUUCUUAUCAUCUUAUGAGUUGAUAACUUGAAGAUCAUUUAUUUAUUUAUUUAUUUAUUUAUUUAUUUAAGGUUCCACUGCCCUUCCAAGUUCUAUUCUUAAGGUUGGUCUGAUGUUUUGGAUGAUGAGGCCUCUAUAUGAACUCUUAGACAGUAAGUGAGUUUUAAAGGGUGGUGGCUAACUGUCUUUGGUGUUCUUUUGGCUAAUAAUAACCCUCACAUGAAUAAUUACUCUCUCAGAGAGUAUAUGUACACACUAUGAGUGUGUGUGUAUGAAAAGGCAGUGAUGAUUCACGUGACUAGAUUAUAAGGCAUUUCGAGGAUGCAGCCCGUAUGGCGCGGCAAUCUGGGAAGCCUCAGUUUUGCAGCCAUGGCGGUUCGGUCUCCCCAUUGCCUGAUGGAAACACAGAUCUGAGCCUCAAUAGAAGAGUUACUCUUAUGAAACUGGCUUUAAAGUAUUACCCUUAAAAAAUUCAUGGGAUAACUAUCAAAUAGUCCAUUGUACUAGAGCGAAAAUGUCGAUUAGCUAAUGUUUUGGGGGCUGUGAUGAUUAUUUGAUGCUCUACUAAUUUUGGGGGCAUUUUGUGGAUCCAAUCCGUAUCUUGGCAGGGCAUUUCUGGAAUGGUCCGGUUAUUGCAGCCAUGGCAGAUCAGUCUUCUCAUUGACUCGGGGGUGUUUGGAAUUGAUUAUACUUCUGCUUCUUUUUUAAAAGCAGAAGUAGAAUGGGAAUCAGUUUUCAAAAGCUGGUCUCUCCAGCUUCUAAAAACUGUUUCUAAGAGCAAUUUCGAGCACUCAGAAGUACUUCUACACUUCACCCAAACACUUCAAUAUAUGCUUCUGUUCCUUUUUAAGAAGUAGAUUCAAACACCCCCUCAUUAGAAAAGGAUGAGGCGCCACAGGUGAGUUCUUUUGUUGGGUGGUUGCCCUCCCUCUGCUGUAGCCAAUGAUUUACUCCAACUUCGAAAACAAGUAACCAACAACCCUCCUUAUUCUCUCAGAGAAUAUAUGUGCAGUAUGUAUGUAUGUAUAUAUGUCAGAAGAGGCUGUGAUGAUUGUUUUAUGCAACUAAAUUUUGGGGUAUUUGGUGCAUCCAAUCCGUAUCUUGGCAGGGCAAUUCUGGAAUUGCCAGCAUAUUGCAGCCAUGGCGGAUUGCUCUUCUCAUUACCUCCUGUAGACACAAAUCUGAGCCUCCGCAAAAGAGUUCAGGAAGAACAGCCCUUAUGAAAGUAUUUUCAACCAUGUUGUACAUCUCAAUAGAAAAGGAUGAGGCACCAGAGGUGAGUUUGGGUUUUUUCUGGGUGGUUGCCCUCCUUCUGUAGCUAAUGAUUUCCUCCAGCUUUAAAAAUAAUUAACCAACAACCCUCUGCAUUCUCGUAGAGAAUAUCUAUGCAGUAUGUAUGUAUAUGCAUGCAUUUCAUCAUCAUCAUCAUCAUCAUCAUUACCCCGGUGCCUCAAAGGCUCCCACCUACGGUGAGGUCGGAUGUACUUAGCUUUACCCCUGUACCUUGGCUGUGUAAGUUUGUCACAAAUAUCUUAUUUUUUGUUUGCAGCUUUCCGUUUUCCUUUCUAAUUUUCUUUGCGUUGUCUUGUUUGGAUGCAAAUGGACCCUGCAUCUGAGGCUGUGAUGAUUAUUGUUAAUGAAAAUUUCAGAUUUUCAGUCUGGCUUGUAUUUUGGCGUGGCAGAUUUUUUUCUUGCAGCCAUUGCAGAUUUGUUGUAUUUUCGAUUGAUAGAGUAAAUGUUAUCCUGAGCCUCAUUUUAUUUGUUUUCGUCUUUAUUGUAUUGAAAUUUAUUUAUUCAUGGUUUUUCCUAUAAUAUUACUGAAGUAAAACUUAUUGUUACUAGUGUCAUUGUGUAGAUACCACAAUCGUCACUACUCACUGAUCCAUGUUCACUUCAAAAGUACAACUAUUAUCACUACAUAAUAAAAGUCAUACUACUAUUUGUUUCCAUUAUUUUUAAUACUACUAUUUGUCAUAUAUUUGCCUUUCCAGAUGUCCAUUGAUUUCCUCCACUGUUGAAGAAUGUGUAUUCAACAACCCUUUUUAUUCUGUCAUGGUUAGUUUGUUGGGAAGGCCAAGCUUACACCUUGAUGCAUAUUUGAGAUUUUAUAGAAGUUGAAAGAUUAACACAACACUUGAUCAUAAAUCAUUUCGAUUAACCUUUAAUACAUCUGUAGAAACAUUUUAUUAUCCAGAUAUAGACUGAGGGUCUAAGGCAGAGCAUUUGAUGUUUGUGACCGUGGCAGCUUCACAAAAUUGUUUAGGCUAUCAUUAGUCAUUAUCCGCUUUUAUGAUCCUCCAUUCGGGUAAUAAAACAUGCAGUAAUUUUCACCAUCAGAAAUACUUGGAGUUGAUAACUUGUGGAGUAUUGUUUAAACUUCCAUUACUUAGGAUUGGUCUGAUGAGAUUUUAUAUGAAUCUUGGACAGGUAAAUGAGUUUUUUGAGGGUGGUUGCUCUCUUUCUGCUCUUUAUUAGCCAAUGACUCUUUACCAUAAAGCAUGAUAAGUGAGAAGUCCCACAAGACAACACCCUUGGAGAACUAUGAGAAGCUAAUGGCGCUCCUGAGUAGGGGUGUGCACCGGUUCGAAACCGGACCAGACCGAAUUGGAUUGAAACCGGAACCAAAUCAGAUUUGGCAUGAUAUAGAAACAAAAAACCAGACCAGAUGUGUUCUGGUUUUUAUCCGGAAAAGAGCAAGUUUAUCCGGUUCCUGACCGGAAAAACCGGAACUGGACCGAAAAACCGAUUUCUGAAUAAAUAAUUUUUUUCUUUACUAAAAAACCUAAUAAUCAUAAAAAAACCUACUAAUCAUUUGAUAAAGAUGGAGUACUUAUUUUUAAAAAUAUUACUUUUAUUAUUAUUGUUUUCUAAACUCAUUUUAAUUAUUUUUAAUGAGCAAAUAUUAGAGUAACUUGAGACUAGAAUAAUAUCUAUUAGUUAGUUUUAUUAUUACGAGAAUAAAAAUGAAUGGAUAAAUGUAAUAUUAGGUAUGGUUAAAAAGGCGCUUAUGAGGUGAGUUCUGAGGCACGCCUCAAGCUGAGGUGUACUGGUUGGGUAUCAAGGCUUAGGUUUUUUUCGCAGGUAAAGAGGCGUCAUAGAUUGAGGCACACGCCUUGAGGCGUGCCUUGAGGCGUUUGUUGAGGCGCACGCCUUGAACACUUGCGCAGUGACUUAAAACAGGCCCAAGUAUUUCAUUUAAUAAAAAGCCCAGCGUUCUUUCUAAAUAGAAGUCCAUAUACUAAACCCUAACAAGUCUUAUUUCAUUCAAAUCCUGAUAAGGAUUUGAAGGAUUUGAACCUUAACGUAUACUUUCUAUUCACCUACGCAAAGAAAUCUCUCUUCUCCUGCGACAUUUCUUUACAACAGCCCAAAAGCUGCCGGGUAACUUUUCUUCUCCAUCCCCUUCUCUUUCUCCUAUUCUUAUUCAACUCAUCUCCUUCAUUUCUUCUCCUUCACUGCUUUUUAUCCUUCUUUUACAGAACCGUUCUUCUUCUUCUCCUUCACUGCUUCUUAUCCUUCUUUUACAAAAUUGUUGUUCAUGUUUUCUAAGUGGUAACGGAUUUACUUUGCUUCCUUAGUCAUGUCAUUAAUAAUACUUCUGUGUAGAUUUAGUUUAAUGGUGAGAGGUUCAAAGAAAUGAUGUCAUGCUUCUACUGCUACACCUAGUAGUUCUGAAGGCCCUGGUGAUGAAAUUUGUGUGGGUUAUUUCUGUGUGUUUGUGAGAUUGUGAUGUGUCUGUUUUUGUGAGAUGUUUCUUUUUGUGUGUUUGAAGUAGGGGUGGACUCGGGUCCGGGUCAGGCCUAGUCUUGUGCGGGCCGGCGGUUCAGAAAUGGUGGACCCGGGACCGGCCCGGGUAACCACCGGGUCCGGUCCGGGUCCGGGCUGGGCCCAUUAUAAUUUUUUUUUUUGUUUUCCUCUUCCUAAUUAACCCUCUCCCACCCCCAACCCCCAAACCACUCCAAAUGGCCCAAAAUACCUAGCCCAACCCGAAAAUUUAAAAAAAAUUGAAAAAAAAUAUAGGUUUUGGCCCGAACCAGGCUCGGGCCCGGCCGGGUUGGGCCUUGUUUUGGGUGACCCGAGCCCCGGACCGGAAAACCCACGGGCCAGGCCUACCCGGACCGGUCACUGACCGGGCCACCGGGUCGGGCCGGGCCAGAACAGUACCGGUCCCGGGCCGGUUCUGGGUCGUGCCACCUGGGCCGAUUCCGGGUCGGGCCACCCGGCCCGAGUCCACCCCUAGUUUGAAGCCUAGUGACUUACUAGUAAUAGGUCACUUGUAUUUGUGUCUCACACUUUUUGUUACUAGUUUAAUUAUAUCAAGUUUUAUAUGUCUGUAUUUUUUGAGGCUUAUGCCUCAAUACGCCUCAAGGCUUAUGCCUCGCCUCUUGGGAACAAACCUCCUUGAAACCCGAAACCGCCUUUUUAAACCUUGAUAUUAGGAUAAUAUAUAUUAUAAUCAUUAUGAAAUUGAUUGCUAUUAUAUAUUGUUAUUAGUAUAGAGUAUUAAAUUUUAUUUUGUAACUAUUAUUAUAUUAGUAUUAGUAAAUACAUUUUUAACAAUAUUGCGAAAUCGGUUAAAUCUGGUUCCAACUGGAAUAAUCCGAUUUUAAAUCGGAUUGUGCACACUCCUACUCCCGAAGUCCCGAGUCCUGAAUCCCAAUCUUAACCUGAAGCUCUUACACCAGACUUCUUCAAAUCUGUGAGUGUGAUACAGAAUGGUUUAGUGUUGUAUCAUACUACGCGCUUGGAGAAUUAGAAUUGAACUUGAAUCCAAGUGGAGAAUGGUUUUGGCCCAUUUUUUACUGGCUAAAGACUAUUCAGGAGGAUCCUUGAUUAUUCUUUUUGUAAUGGAGAAAUGAAUGACUAGAACAAAGUGGCACCUGUGUAACUACCGUCGAAGAAAGCCCAUUAUUACCCUUUCUAC
Messenger RNA from Cuscuta europaea, 6738 nucleotides. The record is from the annotation of a GenBank genome assembly. Lineage: Eukaryota; Viridiplantae; Streptophyta; Magnoliopsida; Solanales; Convolvulaceae.